AUGGCGUAGGUCAGAUAGUGAAGAAUGGGUAUAUUGCUCUCGGAGUGUCAACAUCGGCACACUACAUUUCACGACUGCUGCUUCAGAAGGACGCACAUACGUUUCCCGAGUCCUGUGCAGGUAGUCUGUAGUACAGCAACGCAAAACGUAUCGUCAAGAAAAGCUACAGACUCGGAUGUUCAGACGAUCAUGCCAACUCAUGGGCCCUGGUACAUGCCAUUCAGUGAAUCUGUAUGUGAAGAUAUCGAAACUCAGUCGUGGGACACUCGACUAUACACUGACAGUACCUGAAAGUCAGUCAGACUGUACAACUUGAGGAUCGCGCGACGCGACCUCAACAGUACGUAGAAUAGCCUUGAUGAUUUCCCGCCGGUUUGCCCGGUUUGCCAGGCUUGAUGGCGUCGGUUGGCCUCAUCGGUUUCACAACCGUCGGCCUGUUCAAAGGCCUGCGAGCGGCCCGAUCGUGUGUGCUGAAGUUGAGGUUGGAGUAGUCCAAGUCGUCAGACGCGGUUGGUUAGUGACGUGCCGCGACUGCAAUGACAGUGAGGACUCAGGCGUCUCACACCGCGAUACAGGCUUACCUCGAUUUCUGGGAGUGAGCUUUGCCGGUAGACAUCUUGUUCUUCGUUCGGUGGGUCUGCUGAAAGUGGCUAGCAGGCCUCGGUUAUAUAUUGGAGGGGUGGUGAGGAAGCAUCGCCUGUGGACCACACAAGUGCAAUGCGGUGGCCGCGCGACGCCUUCAUCUCCGUGUUUGAUCAGGUUCUCGCUACCACCAACUAGCAGUGGCAUAGGGCCUGCUGCCACAGGAAGAGAAGUGGAACGGGCUUCUGCAUACCACUAUCUUGCACUUGGCCGACGACAGAACGCAAUCAACAUCGCCUCCCGAGUGAACAGCGAAGCACUUCAAUCAUACCCAAUUCAAGUGCACAGGUGUACUCAGGGUCUUGCCUCGAGCCCAGGCCUAAGGCUUCGUUACGUGACGCACCGGAGGGCCUGCCAGCACUGGUAUGGCUACCGGGUCACUUAGCCUGUGUGGCAAUGCAUGAGUAUGUGUGAACCCGAGAGGGAAUGGAGAAGGAUCGAGACUCUCACCUUGACUAGUACGUGUCUCUUUGCUUCCAACAUAUUCGAAGUGCCGCCAGCGUUGGCCCGGUCUCGGCGGACACCAGCAUGUAUACAUCUCCU
Molecule: messenger RNA, 1185 nt
Organism: Fomitopsis serialis
Lineage: Eukaryota; Fungi; Basidiomycota; Agaricomycetes; Polyporales; Fomitopsidaceae
Exons: 1
Coding region: 359-1027 (222 amino acids)
Source: RefSeq, a predicted model, not a curated record